UUGGAGCCUGGAACUCGCGUCACCAUGGAAGCACUCAGUUUGAGACAUGUAUUCGCCAUUUUGCAGCCGCGGUGUGUGUAUGUGUGUGUAUGAGCUCCUUUCGGGGGUAAAUACCUCUAUAGCUUCUAAACAUUGAACACUUCAGACGCCAGCUAAAAGAAGAAAUGCCUGCACUUGUAGACAGAACAGUAGUUGCUGCAGCAUGACAUGGACAUUUGAACGACGUAACAGCAGAUAGUUUCGCUCACGGCCGUCGAAGAGGACCAGGGAAUAUGCAAGCUUGACAUUCAGGACUACAAAUUUUCUUCAUCAGCUGCUCAGCAUGAAAGCACAAAGUAACAAGGAGGAACAUUUUUGUCCUCACUGGAUAAUGUUGUCACCUUUGAAUUCUCUAAUUUGACCAUACAAAAAGACCACCAAUAAUGAUACCUGGUUUGAUCUCCCAGGAGUUACUUGAGCAGCUUCUGGACCUAAGGAAUUACCAGAAUCGCACAAGUGGGGUGGAAGAGCUGAAACAAAUCCUUUCAGAAGUGGAAAUUAAAUCAAUCCCAUCUGGAAGCAUUGAGGAGUUCAUAAAUUUUCUACCUCGACUUCUAGAUGACAGUAAUUUCAAGGUGCUAUAUGGUACCUUACAAGUUUUAAACUUACUCAUUCAGAAGCUGGAAAAAGAUGUUGAGAAAUAUUUCAAACAUAUAGUUUUUGUGGCUCUCAAAGCUUUAGGAGACACUCGCACAGUCACCAGGAAUGAAUAUCUUAAUGUGUUUCAGCAGCUGAUGAAAAUUGUUGUACCGCAGCAAGUAUUAGAUCUUGUAAUUGGCAACUUGAAACACAAGAAUUCUAGAGUUCGUGAAGAUGUCCUUAACAUAAUUAUGGCAGCUAUCCUCACUCAUCCAAGGAAAUAUUUCAACAUCCCCAAGCUUUGUUUUGAAGUUGCACCAUACUUGGCAGACAGCAAAAGGAGGGUCCGGCACGCUGCUCUUGAGUUGUUUGUUGUUUUUGACUAUUGCCUUGACACCGGGAAAAAGCAGCCUCUAAUGAAAGCUGUGGACAUGGUUGAGCUGAACGAGGAUGCAGAGGGUCUGAUGGCAGCUGUACAGGCAAGACGAGCCAGACACAUCCUUCCAAAAGUGACCUCAGAGGGGGUAGUGGAGUAUGGUUUGGUGGUACCUAAACCUGGACAAUGGUCCCUGGGACAGUAUGGUUCUGGGGCUGAUCUUGACUGGGUUAUGAACGGAGGCCGGAUAAGCAGUGCCAGGAGCUACAGAGCUGAGCCAGACUGUGACAGAUUAUAUGGCUAUGGAAGCUUAGGAUCCCUCACUGAAGACCUUCCACUUCAAAGGAGGAUUGUCAGCGCGGGCAAAGGGAAGAACAAACUACCCUGGGAGAUGUCAGGCUUUUCAUCCACUGAGAACGAGCAGCAGCAGUACAAUACACCGAAUGGAAAAUGUUCUGAACGGGAGACAAGUGAGGAUCUCAUGACUCUUGCCAGGAAGGGAGAUACCUACAUACCCAGUUUCAGUUCUGCAGAGCCACAGAAGCCCCAAUCCUCCAGAAGACGGGAGUCUCCCACUCAUCUCAGAAGAAGUGGAAGCCUCAACUUAGAUACCGAUAUCUAUAAAACCAUUAACCUUUCUGACCCAGAUGCUGUAGCACCCAAAGGACGUAUACUCUCAAGGAACCCCAGUGUUGAACGAACUUUUUCCCUCCCUUCAAACCCUGCCACACCCGGCUCUUUCCUUCUGCCCUCCUACCCACUGGCUACACAACCAGUGAGUAUGUUUACUCCAACACUGUCACGCCGUCAUGCAGACUCCUCCCUCUCUAUGUCCAACACCUGGCCCAACAAGAGAGAGAAUCCUCAUCAGCGAGAAUCCAGCCCCUGGAGAGAGACAGGAGGCACAGCAAAAGGAGAAGUCUCUAUCAGGCGCUCUCCCAGGCCUCUUCGUGCUUCCCUUGUUAGUUCCUCUUCCACCUCGUCGUUCCGGCGGGCUCUGAGCAACACCAGAGCAACCUUCUCUAGCUCACUAGAAGCCCCUCCUGCAGAACAGGUGCAUUCACACAAUGGCCAGAGAUCGAAUGCCUCAGACACUCCUCAGAACCAUCAUGUAGAAAAUAAAACUAAUCAGGACCCAGAUGACAUCAGUGCCUGGCAAGAUCUUCAGGGGGAUGAUCCCCUGGACAUGCAGGAGAUGCUGAGUUCUCUGCGCUCAUUGCGUAACAGCGCUGCCAAAAAGAGGGCCAAAGUGAGCCAAAGCAGUCCAGAUCCAGACAGCCCUGACUCAGCUGUGAGGGUGGACCUGGGUCUAGAUUCACCAUUGCACACCUCUCCAGUACUUACCAGCUCAGCCAGUGAGAGUGGGCUUUCCAGUCUGCGCUCAGCUGCCAACUGCAGCUUCAAUGGCAUCAAAACCAGUCCCAGAAAUUCUGCCUCUUUUGUAAUGAAACCUCAUAUUUCAAGAACACCUUCAGCAAAACUGAGGACUUCUAUGUCCAUGGACUUCAUCAGUCUUCAAUUAACAACUCAGAGAAAUGAAUUAUCGCCAGAGGUGGGUAUUGUUGGUCAGAGAGUCUCUUAUUCCAAUGGAACAAUCAAAACUGAUGAAGAGAGAACAGGUCCAUCCCCUCCUCUGGUCAAACCUGCUCUCCAUGACUCAGUCAGAGCUUUGAAGCUUGCCAAAGGAUCCCAGAGUCACAGCAGCAGUAGAAAUUCACCAGGCACAGAUAUGCCUGAAGGAGUAAUUGGAAGAGGCAUGUUUGGCACUCCAACAUCCUCCAACCAUCCAGGAGUCAGUCGGACACUUGAGCGGGGUGAUUUGGCAGCCAAGCCUCCAACUGAUCCCUCAGCAGGCAUCUACAGCAGUCACUUAGACAGUGAUGACAGCACACGACCUGAUGAGGCUAAAGAGAGGGUGAGGAAUGUGAGGUUGGGCCGGCAUAAAACACGGCUGCAGCAUCUGGAUCAACUAGAGGAUCAUUUAAGUCAAGACCAAACAAAAGACAAAAUUCGCCACCGUGUCAGACAGAUGCUAUCUGAUUCAUCCACAGAGGAGAACAGAGAAUUAAUCAUCAAAGAUCUGCAUCUAAAUGGCAGCAUGUUGACAUCUACCAAAGCAGACCCUCUCUGUGAUGAGUCCCCCAUUAGUCCCACCAGUCUACUAGGACCCCAAAGUCCAGUCAAGUGCUUCACUCCACCCCACCACCCAAGCCCUCCAACAGUUCCCCCUAAUCCAAAAAGUGUUUCCCGUCUUCGAAGGGCACCUAGUCUCAGCAGAACCCGGCCCUCGCUUUCCCACAGUUCAGAUGAGCUGUCCCAUUGUACUGUGAGCCACAAGAAGAAUCUCUCAGAACCCCCAGAGCUGUGUCCAUUUUCAAAGCCCGACCUGGCACUCACACAGAGUUUCAAGCUACUGAGCUCGGAAGACUGGGAGAAAAAGAUUGAGGGUCUAAUGUUUCUACGCUCUUUGGCCAACUACCACUCAGACACACUUCAAAGCAAACUUCAUGAUGUUUGUCUUUCUCUCAUUGAAGAGGUGAAGAACCUGCGGUCAGGUGUCUCCAGGGUGGCAGUGUGUACACUGGGUGACCUGUACACACACUUGCAGAGGGCAAUGGACCAGGAGCUAGAGGGAACAGUUAAAGCUUUACUGCAGAAGGGUGGAGAGAGUAAUGCCUUCAUCAGGCAGGAUGUGGAUGCAGCACUGGACUGCAUGGUGCAGCACUGCACUCCAGCUCGCAGCAUCAGUGCUUUGCUAACAGGAGGGCUGAGCCACCUUAACCCUGUGGUAAGGAAAUGCACAGCUCAGCAUCUGGCUAAUCUUGUGGAGAAGGUUGGUGCAGCACGCCUCCUGUCUGGGGGUAAAGAUCUUACUGAAAGAAUUUUACCUGCAGUCACCAAACUGUCACAAGACUCCUCACAGGAAGCCAGAUACUUUGGACGGCGAAUGCUGCUAUCUCUGUCAUCUCACCAUGACUUUGAUAAAAUACUGGAGAAAUAUAUCCCCACCAAAGACCUGCAGACUGUUAGAGACACUGUCUUCACUCUCAAGACAAAGGGUCUUGGUGAAAUGCCCCAAGACACUCAAUCAGCCAGGGGGAGACGCUCCCUCCCAGGCAGUGGUACAGUCAGGGCCUCAUCUCUCAACAGAGAGCCACUCAACCAGACCAACAGGGAAUCUAAUAGCCACUACAGCUGUAGAUCACAGACACAGAGCAUUGCAGACAAAACUGAAUACAUUAAGCAGAUCUCAGGUCUGCUGGGUUCAAAGGACUUCAGAGAGAGGAUCAAGGGCAUAGACCAGCUAGUGGCUGAUUGUCAGCACAACCCCAACAUGGUCAUCAACAGCAUAUUCCCGUUGUUUGAUGCCUUUAAAGCCAGACUGCAGGAGUCCAACAGUAAGGUCAACCUUUAUGCCCUAGAAUCUCUACCGAAAAUCCUCUGCUUGUUGAAAGAUAACAUGUCUCAAGUGGUCAACAUCCUGGUCCCAGCAAUCGUUGACAAUCACCUCAACUCCAAAAACAAUGCCGUCUACUCUGCUGCUAUUGGAGCAAUUAAUGCACUAAUCUUAAAUCUUGACAACUUACUACUUCUUCAGCCUUUCUGCACCAAGGCCCAGUUUUUAAGUGGUAAAGCAAAGGUGGACCUUAUAGAAAAAGUUGCAGGCCUUGUGACAGAGCUCUAUCCUCGCAAGCCCCAAGUGGUGGAGCAGAAAGUGUUGCCCUUGCUGUGGCAUCUCCUGGGCACCUCUACCCACAGCGGCACUAUUUAUGGCAGGGUCGGCAGCGUGAGGGGUGCUACAGCCAACCUGUGCCAGGCCCUUUAUGUCCAGAUGGGGCCAAGCCUGAGUGAGUGUGCUGCUUCCCAGCCUGCCAGUGUCCAUAAAAGUUUAAAUGAGGUCUUGAGGACCUUAUCUUAAGGUAAAGGAGAAUCCAAACAUGACCAAAUGUUGGAAGUGAACAUUAACUUGGACCUUACUUGAAGACAGAGAUGUUCUACAUUUCUUAUAGUGCCUGCACUUUCAUAUCAAUAAAAACGUCCUUAAAAAUUAGGAACUCUUUUUCUUAUCUCAGUGAGAUUUCCACUGCUACAGAAGCAUUGUAACAUACCGACAUCAGGUCUUAUACUCAACUUGCUCUCUUUGCACUUUGAAGAAGUAGCUCAUUGUCCAUUGCUUUUUUCUCCACAAGUACUGUUGACAAAUCAUAGACAUUAUUGCAGAAUGUAAAACUGAAAUGCACAAAAUAUAGAGGAAGAAGACAGGGACCCGAAAGGUGUAUAUUUUUGCUGUGUCAUCAGAUGUGAUGUGAUAUUUUUCUAAAUGUCUAAUGUAGGUUUAGACUUGUCAAAUGAAAUUAACAAGAAUAGUACAAAACACUUUUUUGUACAGUUCAAAUGUGUAUUUGCACAGUAUUAGCUUAAUCUUUAUGUAUACUGUAUGAUGGUACAGUUAUAAUUUAUCUGUUGUGUAAAGGUUUAGGUCAUAUAAUUGAUGUGCUGAGUUGGUACUGUUUUUUUGCAUGACCAAAAUUCUCUGGCAUAAUAGAAGCCAUUUGUAUUUUUGUUAGAUAUGUUUGUGUUUGCGGAUGCCCAGAUCAAAGUUGGUUUCACAGUACUCCUGCUUGAUAGGAGCUGAAUGAAAGAAGAGGGAGUUUUACUUCUGUGGUUGCCUGAGAAACAGUGAAGGCCCAGGUCUGUUUCUGUCUCAGUAUAGUGCCAGUCUUCAAGUAGCCUUUUAACUCAACUGUUGUUAAAUUAUAUUGACCUUGUUUGUGAACAAAAGGAAAGAGAUAUCUGAAUAAACAGUUCUAUUUCUUUAAAACUAA
Molecule: messenger RNA, 5820 nt
Organism: Melanotaenia boesemani (Boeseman's rainbowfish)
Lineage: Eukaryota; Metazoa; Chordata; Actinopteri; Atheriniformes; Melanotaeniidae
Product: TOG array regulator of axonemal microtubules protein 1
Exons: 23
Coding region: 423-4913 (1496 amino acids)
Biological process (GO): microtubule cytoskeleton organization
Cellular component (GO): cytoplasmic microtubule; cilium
Molecular function (GO): microtubule binding
Source: RefSeq, a predicted model, not a curated record